AUGUCGUUUCUGGAGCCCGCGCACGAAACGGACGCGCAGAUGCUGCAGCCGCGCGCGCCGGAAGAGCGACCGGACACGCCCGUCGGUGAGAGGGAUGACGUGGCAGGUGAAGAGAGACGGGGUGGCGAUGCGGACGCUGCGGCCAGGGGAACGGAAUCAGGAACACCCGCUUCCAUUGAAGCUGGGAAACAGAGAUCAGAAUUGCCGAUGGAGGGUCGAGACGCGGGUGAGGCGGCCGCAGGGGGGGAACGGGUGGCUCCUGCGGAUGGGCAGGCGGUGAGCGCGGGUGGGGAGGGACUGGGUGGAGACGAGGGUUCUCCAGAGAUUGGGUUAGUGCGCGGGGAUGAUGGCCCUGGGGAGGCGGGAGGGCACACGCAGGUGGCGGCAGUCGGAAUCGCGGACGGGGUAAGCGGGGAUUUCCCAGCGGUGAGUGCAGCUGUGGGUGCCAGCGAGGAGGUGGGGGGAGAUGGAAGCGACAAGGAGGAGGAUCGGGAGAGCAGCGGGCGGGAGGUGGCGUCGCUGCGGCGGCAAUUAGCGCAGCAGCGGGAGGUGAGCGCUGUGAGGGAGACGGCGCUCGUGGAGGAGCUGACGUGGAUGAAGGGCGAGCUGACGCGGCUGCAGGCGGCCGCGCGGGAGGCGGAGAAGGGGAGGGAGGAAGCGGAGAGGCGAAGAGCGGAGGAGGAGCGGAGGCGAGACGAGGAGGCGCAGAAGCUGAGCGCGGAGAGUGGCGCGCGGGAGAAAGCGCGGAGGAAGGCGGAGGGGGAGGUGGAGCGGCUGCAGGUGCUGUGCGCGCAGCUGCAGGCGUCGCUGGCGGAGGCGGCGGAGGGGCGCGAGGCGGACGCGAAGGCGCGCGAGCAGAUGGCGCGGAGGGUGGAGCGGAUGGAGGACGAGCUGGAGGCGGAACGCGUGAAGGCGCGCAGCCUGCAGGCGGAGAUGGCGGACGUGGAGGCGGGCGCGGACGAGGAGAUGGGGGAGCUGGAGGAGCGCGUGGGCGCGCUGGAGGCGCGCGUGGCUGAGCUGGAGGCGGAGAAGAAGGGCAUGGCGCGCGCGGCGGAGGAGGAGAGGCGCGAGUGGCGGAGGAAGGUGGAGGCCGCGGAGGCCAUGGCGAGCGCUGCUGCUGCCGUGCAUAAGAAGGACCUGGAGGCAGUGGAGAGGAAGCGGGAUGCGGCGCAGCAGCAGGUGCAGAAGCUGCGAGAAGAGGUGGCAGGAGCAAACAAGGCGCUGGCGGAGGCGAGGGAGGCGGUGAGAGUGAGUGAGGCGGAGCGGGCGGAGCUGGAGGAGGUGGCUGGGGAGAGAGAGGCCAGCAUGGAGGCUGCUCGCACCCAGCUCACUCACCUGCAGGCCGAGUUGGAGGUAGCGCGGAGGGAGGCAGCGGAGGGCGGGGUGAAGGUGGCAGAGGCGAUGGCGGAGGUGUAUGCAGCGAGGAAGGAGGCGCGCGCACGGGGCGUGCAGGCCGAGGAGACCCAGCAGCUUGAGGCCAGGCUCUCUGCCGCCACCGCUGCUGCUGCCAGUGCCACAGCAGAGGCGGAGGAGCUCAAGGGGAAGGUGGCGGCGGGGGAGAGGGAGGUUAAGGAGGUGCGGCGUGGGCUUGCUGCUGUGGAGGCUGAGCUGGCGCUGGCCAAUCAGAGAGCGGCGGAGGCAGAGCAGCAGGCCGAGGAGGCGAAGAGGCAGCGCGCGCAGGCGGAGGGCACGAGUGAGCAGCUGAGGGAGGAGACGGAGCGCCGUGCCAAGUUAUUCAACGCCGCUGUCAAGGCUGCUGUCAGCAGGAUACAGUCGGAGUUGGAGGAGGAGCGGGACGAGGCGUUGCAGCAGGUGCAGCAGCAGGGGGAGGCGAUGGAGCAGAUGAGACAAGACAUGCGAGCUCUUGAGGUGCGGCUGGUGGAGGUGGAGGGGGAGCGAGUGGCGCUGGAGAAGAGGGGGGAGGAGGCGGAGGGGAGGGAGGUGCAGCAGCGGGUCGUCGUGGAGAGACUGAGGAGGGAGGUGGAGGAGGGGGAGGGGCGUGUGAGAGCAGCAGUGGCGGAGGCAGAAGGGGAGAGGCAGGCAAGCAAGCAGCUGCAAGGCAAGCUGGCAGAGGUGGAGGCGAGGAGGGCAGAGGCAGAGGCGGCGGCGGGGGCGAGAGAGAAGGAGGUGGAGGCACUGCGGCACCAGGUGGCUGACAUGCAGCGCGAGAGCACCUCGCUCAAGGUGGCAGCGCUGGAGGCGUCCAACAGGGCAGGUGAGGAGGAGCGGCGGCUGCAGAGGAGAAUCAGCGAGUUGGAACAGCAGGUGGCCUCUGCUGCUGCCCGCGCUUCCAAGGUGGAGGAAGCUUCUGAGAAGGAAGGGCCCAGGAGAGUGAGCGGUGAUGGUGCGGGGAGCAGUGGGAGCAGCACGGCGGUGACAUCAUCGGCCAAGGCGCGGGCGGCUGCGGGUGGGGGUGGGGGUGGGGGUGGGGGUGGGGGUGGGGGUGGGGGUGGGGGAGCAGGGUGGAGCAACCCAUUGGAGGGGUUGGGACUGGAGACGGUGCGGUGGAAGGAUAAGCUCAAGGCAGAGAGCGAGGGCGAUGUGGAGGCCGGGCCACCAUCUGCUGACAGAUUACGGAAGUCUCGCCUCGCACAUUCAAACCAGAAUCUGGCUGCCACGUCAGCAGGCACACUGGCCUCACUGGUUGGUUCGGCCCGCCGCCUCUUCUUUGAGGAUGAUCCACACUCCCUUUCUUCGAUCGUGCCUUCCCCCAACCACACCUCCCUUUCCGCCCUUUCUACCCGCAUCCUUCCAUCAUUCGAUGCAUCUCCCCGCCUCUCCCCGCCUCACCCCGCCUCCUCUCGCCCCACCCCGCCGUUCCCCGCCUCGCCCCAAUUUGCUCUGUUCGCCACCCCUUCUUCAACAGCCAUCUUUUCUUUCUCCCACUCCGCAGUCAAGCUCGCAGUACCACUUGUCCUGCUCACCUCCACUGCAGCCAUGGCGGACCCCCCGUCUCACUCCGGGCGACCGCCUCGCACGCCACGGACCCCGACGCUUCGCAGCAUACCGACGUUGCGACGCGGGAUGAGCAAGCGAGAUUGGGAGCUGGAGCACGACGACAAGGAGCGGCGGCGGCGCGAGCGGAAGGAGCAGAAGCUGGAGCGGAAGCUGCACGACCUGGAAUCGGAGGAUGACGCGGAGCGCAGCGAGGAUGAACCCGGUCACCACCACCGCCGCAAGGGACCCAAAGUGCCGAUGCUGAAGAAGUUUAAACAGACGAUGAAGAAGAAGAAGUACCAGAAGCUUCUGGAGAAGCUUCAGGAGAUUCAGGACGAGCGGACGGAGGAGGAGUUGGCGAAGGUGGGCGAGCUGCGGAAGGUGCUGACGGCGCAGAACCUGCUGCCGCCCCGAUUCAACGAGCACCACAUGCUCCUCAGGUUUCUGAAGGCGCGCAAGUUCGACAUGGAGAAGACGACGGAGAUGUGGGCCGCCAUGCUCAAGUGGCGCGAGGAGUUCGGCGUCGAUGAAUGCCUCAAGUUCGAGUUCCCGGAGCUGGCGGAGGUGAAGCGCGUGUACCCGCACGGGCACCACGGCGUGGACCGCGAGGGCCGCCCCAUCUACAUCGAACUCAUUGGGCGCGUCGACGCCACCAAGGUGCUGGGCAUAACAACGAUGGAGCGGUUUCUAAAGUACCAUGUGAAGGAGUUUGAGCGCACGUUCGCCCUCAAGUUCCCCGCCUGCUCCCUCGCUGCCAAGCGCCACAUCGACCAGACCACCUCCAUACUCGAUGUCGCUGAAAUGGGCAUGAAGAACUUCUCAGCAGAUGCGAGGAACUUUCUGGCCAUGGUGUCGAAAGUAGAUGGCGAUAACUACCCCGAGACGCUGAAUCGGCUGUUUGUGGUGAAUGCGGGGUUUGCCUUCCGGUCGCUGUGGUCGGGCAUCAAGGGCAUGCUCGACCCCAAAACCGCCUCCAAGAUCCAGGUGCUGGGAACGGACUACAAGAAGAAGCUCUUUGAGGCCAUCGACCCCAGUCAGCUGCCGGACUUCUUUGGCGGCACGUGCACGUGUGAGGGCGUGGAGGGCGGGUGUCUCAUGUCGGACAAGGGGCCGUGGCGCGACAUGGAUAUCCUGAGGGUGGUGCGGCUGCAGCGCACGGGCACCCUCAGCGGCGGCAACCCCGAGGACUUGCUGCGAGGGGGGCGCAUCCGCUGGCAGUCGGGCCAGUUCAAGAUGGACGCGGAGGACAUAGGCGACACGGGCAGCGAGGUGUCGGACCUGGACGACCUGGGCACGCCCUCCUUCAGCGGACUCACCACUCCCAACUUCACCCUGGGCCAGCAUGACCUGCACAACCUCGACCUCCAUCUCAGCUCGCUCAACUCGAGCCGCUUCUUCAACGACCCCACCACGCCCUCCUCCGCCGCCGCCGCCUCGCUCACCCACGCCGCCUCCGCGCGCCGCUCCGCCAGCAUGCAGCGCCGCGCGCCCACCUCCACCUCCACGCAGCGCGCUGCAGGGCCGUCCCUCUCCGGCUCCGCCACGUCCAGUGACGACGAGCACGAGGUGUCGCGCACGGGGUCCGUGGCAUCGGAUGACCGCAGCGGCGAGCUCAGCUCCACUGCCAUGAGUGCCGGCGCGGGUAGACGGCUGAGUGUGGGCGUGGGGGAGGUGACAUCUGGGGCGGGGGGCACGCCGGGGUCAGCAGUGUCGGCGUUGAGAGCGGGCGGCAGGGGGAAGCAGAUCUCGACUCCGCCAUCCAGAAACUACGGCACAUCAGCAUCAGCAUCAGGCAGGGCAGCGCUAGCAGGCGUGCCCAUGAUGGCGCCCUCCUCCUCCCCUGCGCCCGACUCACUGGCAGCAGCCACGGGGCUCGUGUCGCUGCUCAUGUCCUUCUUCUCAGCUGUCGCCAACCUGCCGCUCCUCUUCUCCCGCAUCGUCAUCACCGUCACGCCGCCUGCUAACCGCCUGGAGGGCGGCGGCGGGGCGGCAGGGGAGGCGAUGGCGCCGCCCGGGGCGCAGGCGAUGCUGACGCCGGAGCAGCUGCUGCGGCGCGUGCAGGAGCUCGAGAGCCAGGUGGAGAAGCUGGCAUCCAGUCCGUCCACGCCUGCACUGGCCCCGCGCCCAGAGCCCCCGCCGUCGGACUGGCCGCAGCCGGCAGUGGAGCGCGUCACGGCCCUGGAGUCAGAACUCGCCACCACCAAGAAGAUGCUGAAGGAGCUACUGGACAGCCAGGAGCAGCUGAGAGUGCUCAUAGAACAGCUGCAACUACGCAAGCAACGGAGAUUCGGCGGAUGCUUUGGUUGA
Molecule: messenger RNA, 5244 nt
Organism: Closterium sp. Naga37s-1
Lineage: Eukaryota; Viridiplantae; Streptophyta; Zygnematophyceae; Desmidiales; Closteriaceae
Source: the annotation of a GenBank genome assembly